GAAUGAGCGGAUUAUUCAGGUGAAGCUGCUGCAGAGGAACACAAGCUCCUCAGUCUGGUUCGUUUUCCAGGAGUCGCAGAGGAGAACCAUCAGAGGAGGAGAACCAUCAGAGGAGGAGAACCAUCAGAGAAGGAGAACCAUCAGAGGAACAUCAGAGCUGAGAAUGACUGACGUGCGGUUGGCUUCAGUUUCCACCGUCUCCAAGGUUACAAGCCUGUCACAAGGAUGCGGUUCCCACGGCAACGAGCCUCCAGCUUUCGUCCUUCCUCCCCGUAAUGCCCGGGUCACGCUGGGGGGAGAAGCUCGACUGGAGGGCAAGGUGCGCGGCCAUCCUGAGCCACAGGUCACAUGGUACAGAGAGGGAAGGGCCAUGAUUGGUGGAGAGCACUACAUCGUGGAACGGGGUGGGCGGGGCAACUUCAGCCUUUUGGUGAGAGGGGUCAUGGAGGAGGACCUGGGCAGUUACACCUGUCAGGCAACCAAUCAGGCGGGGAGCCGUCAGGUUACCGUGGAGAUCCUUCUGGAAGAGAAUUCUGGGAAGAAAUACGUCGUGCCGCCGUCCAUGAAAGCAGGGUGUCGCUCUGCAGCUCCUGCUGUGGAGAACAGGCCGAGCAUUUGGAGUGAGAGUCCCCCAAAGUUCAUCAACAAACCGAGCCGAGUGUUUGCCGAGCCGGGACAGAACGCCAAGUUCUCCGCCAAAACCACAGGACGCCCACAGCCCAGGGUCACCUGGCACAAGGGGGAGGCGGAGCUUCAGUCUGGUGGGCGGGUCAGCAUAUACGAGCGCUCAGGCCUUCACUUCCUGGAGAUAAAGGAUGUGAUUGUCCAGGAUGCAGGAAGUUACAAGUGUUUGAUCAGCAACGGCUCCGGAACAGCGACUGCCUGUGCCGAGCUUACCGUCCAGGGUGCUCCUGACGACUCGUCCAGGACCGGCCGGCCCACUGACGACCCACAGACCAGAACCAGGAGCCAGAAGGAGGGCAGAGCUGCUCCCAGCACCCAGCCCGAGGAGCAAGAGCCCAGACAGGCCCCCUCCUGGAGGAGCGAACCACCUGCACAGCUCCCUCUGCUGGCUGAGAGGAGAACUGCACCUGAUCAGGUCCGGUCCAUCGACGCUCCUGAUCCAGAUCAGACCUGCUCGGUCCAGCAGUCAGGACCCGGCUCAGAUAGCAGGCCGGUGAGGACGUCCAAGGCAGGUUCCAACCUGCGGUUCGAGGCCGUCCCCCUGGACCAGGAGGCCACAGAGGGAGCUCAGGUCACGUUCACCUGCCAAGUGUCCUCCUCUGCUGCCGGGGCCAUGGUCACCUGGCUGAAGGACGGGGGGCCCGUGAGGACGGGAUCAGGUCUGCGGCAGAGACGAGACGGCACCCGUCUCACUCUCACCGUGGAGAGAGUGAGACGGGUGGACCAGGGCGUGUACAGGUGUCAGCUGACCAACGCUGACAGGCUGACGGUGGACUCUGCAGCGUGGACGCUCCUCGUGCACAGCAGACAGAGAGGCGGGAGGUCAGAGGUCACAGAGGUCAGAGCUGCGUGUGAAGCUCCUCGCUUCAUUGGUCGCCUGAGCGAUCUGAAGGUGAUGGACGGCAGCAGAGUCACCAUGACGGUGGAGCUGAGCGGUCACCCUCCUCCAGAGCUGGUGUGGCUCCACGAUGGGCAGGAGGUGACCGAGUCAGAGGACUUCCAGCUCCUCAGAGAGGGAACCCGCUGCACUCUGCUGAUCCACGAGGUUUUCCCCGAGGACACCGGGACCUACAGCUGCCAGGCCUGGAACCAGUAUGGAGAGGACCAGACCCAGGCCCGGCUCACGGUGGAGGAGCCUCAGGACGGCGUCCAGCCCUGGUUCAUCACCAAGCCCAAAGAGGUGAGCGCUGCUGUUGGUCAGCAUGUUCUCCUGUCCUGUGCCAUCGCCGGAGAUCCGUUUCCCCAGUACACCUGGACCAGAACCGACCCGAGCCGAUCUCUGACCUCCGGAGGCGACUAUGAACUUCUGCAGAAAGAGGACGUCGUCUCCCUGCUCAUAAGACGAGUGAAGAAGGAACAUGGCGGAGAGUACCUGAUCAGCCUGAGGAACAGCGUGGGCGAGUGCAGCGCUGUGGCCACGCUGUCGGUCACCGAAAGACGAGAAAAGGACAGGAGAGGACGGGACGGCAGCAGCCUGGCAGCAGCAGCAGGAGGAGCAGGAGGAGGAGCAGCUGGUGGGAGCGUGGUGCUGAGAGGAGGUGGCAAAGGAGGAGGAGGCGUGGAGCAGAGAAGCAGCAGCAGUGGUGUCAGUCGGCAGUGGCAGGAGGCCAACGAGGAGCAGAAGGAGAACCGGCAGCUCCCGCACCUGCACAGGGAAGAGAAGAAGAAAAAAGAGGAGGACCAGACCACUGCUCCCAGAGGCCUCCUCAAACGCUGUGUGGAAACCAGGGAGCGGGGUGAAGAGGAGCUGCGGCAGAGGGAGGCGCAGCAGCUGGACUUCCGCUCGCUGCUUGGACGCCGAGCCGUUCAAGGCAAAAACAUCCAAGAGGGAGACGAGCAGAGGGAGGCCGGCCCCGCCACCGCCACCACCGAGCACAACCAGCGCCACCACAUGGAUUUUAAGGCCAACCUCAAGGGUGUCAAACCCAAGAGCGAGGAGAAGGUGAACUCCCCAUCGCAGGUCGACUUCCGUAGCGUGCUGGGGAAGAAGGGCGCCACAAGCAGCAACAGCAGCAAGGCCGCAGAGACGCCCACGAAGAACGCCGGCGACUUCCGCUCUGUCCUCGCCAACAAGAAGAACCCGACGGGCCCCGAGAAGAAUGGGGAGAAGGCGGAGGUGAACAACUGCAUGGAUGGAGGGAUUAAUGAGAAGAAGAGCACCGGAGGAGGAGGAGGUGCGGCGCCGGAGUUUGUAGAGAAGCUGAGCGACAUGACGGUGCUGGACGGUCAGCGGCUCCGGCUGCAGUGCCGCCUCGCCACCGCUUCUGAUGUCACUGUCACCUGGACGCUGGACGGGAAGGUCAUCAAGGCGUCCAAAUUCAUCAUCCUCGCAAACGAAGGCGGCCUGUGCUCUCUGACCAUAGACAAAGCCCUGCCAGAGGAUGAAGGCCAGUAUAAAUGCAGAGCCGAGAACUCGGCAGGCAAAGCCGAGUGUUCCUGCACGGUUCUGGUAGACGACCCGGCUGAAAACUCUCCGGCCGACAAGAAGUCCAAGAAGGCGACUCCAACCUCAGAGAGUGAAGCCAGAAUAAAGAAGCCAACUCCAAAGACUCCGCCCAAACAAGCUCUGCCUCCUCAGAUCCUGCAGUUCCCUGAGGACAUGAAGAUUCUGGCGGGGGAGAAAGUGGAGAUCCUUUGCAAGUUUUCUGGAGCUCCGCCCAUCACCUGCACCUGGCUGAAGUUCAGGAAACCGAUCCAGGAGGGGUCAGAUGACAUCUCCAUCGAGAGUAACGACAGCAGCAGCAGGCUGACCAUCGGCAGCGGGCAGCAGGAACACUGUGGCUGCUACACCAUCGAGCUGAAGAACAGCUACGGCCUCAGGCAGGCCGCCCUCAACCUCACCAUCGUCGAUAAACCCGACCCCCCAGCAAAGGUUCCUGCAGCCUCAGACAUCCGUCGGUCCUGCCUGACGCUGUCGUGGUACGGGCCGACCUACGAUGGAGGUAGCGCCGUGCAGUCCUAUAAACUGGAGAUCUGGGACUCCGUGGAGCAGCAGUGGAAACACCUGGUGUCCUGCAAUAGCACCUCCUACAACGUACAGAACCUCCUCCCAGAUCGGCAGUACAAGUUUCGUGUCCGGGCAGAGAACAUCUAUGGAGUCGGAGAGCCGAGCGCCGAAUCCGAACCUGUGACUGUCGGACUGGUGGACACUGAUGAAAACCAAGAGGAGCCAGAGGAGGAGGAUGAAGACUCAGAGAAAGAGCCGGAGUACAGAGAUGUGACCAUCAGAACAGACAUAAAGGUGAAGGACCUGUACGACGUGGAGGAGAGGCUGGGAACGGGGAAGUUCGGUCAGGUCUUCAAGCUGGUGGAGAAGUCUACAAAGAAGGUUUGGGCCGGAAAGUUCAUCAAAGCCUACUCUGCAAAGGAGAAGGACAACGUCCGGCAGGAGAUCGGCAUCAUGAACAGCCUCCAUCACCCCAAACUGGUCCAGUGUGUCGACGCCUUCGAGGGCAAGUCCGACAUCGUCAUGGUGCUGGAGAUGAUCUCAGGCGGGGAGCUGUUUGAGCGGAUCAUCGAUGAAGACUUUGAGCUGACGGAGAGAGAGGUGAUCAAAUACAUGCUGCAGAUCAUUGAUGGGGUCAACUUCAUCCACAAACAGGGCAUCGUGCACCUCGACCUCAAACCAGAGAACAUCAUGUGCAUCAACAAGACUGGCAGCAAAAUCAAACUCAUUGACUUCGGCCUCGCCAGACGGCUAGAAAACGCAGGAACUCUGAAGGUUUUGUUCGGGACUCCAGAGUUUGUGGCUCCAGAGGUCAUCAACUACGAACCCAUCAGCUAUCCCACCGACAUGUGGAGCAUAGGAGUCAUCUGUUAUAUACUGCUGAGCGGUCUGUCUCCCUUUAUGGGCGACAAUGACAACGAGACUCUGUCCAAUGUGACCUCAGCCACCUGGGACUUUGAGGACGAAGCCUUCGAUGAAAUUUCUGACAAUGCCAAAGACUUCAUUACCAAACUGCUGAAAAAAGACAUGAAGGCUCGGCUGUCCUGCGCGCAGUGUUUCGAACACCCCUGGCUGAAACAGGACACGAACACCAUGAAGGCCAAGAAGCUCUCCAAGGAGAGGAUGAAGAAGUACAUCCUGAGGAGGAAGUGGCAGAAAACGGGUCACGCUGUUCGAGCCAUCGGCAGAUUGUCAUCCAUGGCCAUGAUGGCUGGAGUCAGCGCCAAGAAAGGCUCCCCCACUGAAGAGGAUAACCAGUUCCUGGAGUGUUUAGAGUACGAGCAGAAAACCGAGUGUAAGCCGACGUUCAGCACUGUCAUCAAAGAUGUGGAGGUGGUGGAGGGCAGCGCUGCUCGCUUUGACUGCAAGAUAGAAGGUUAUCCUGAUCCAGAGGUGGUGUGGUACAAAGACGACCAGCCCAUCAAAGAGACCCGACACUUCCAGAUCGACUACGAUGAGGAAGGAAACUGCAGCCUAGUCAUUUCAGAGGUCUCAGGAGACGAUGAUGCCAAGUACACAGUGAAGGCCGUUAACAGUCUGGGGGAGGCGACCUGCACAGCCGAGCUGCUGGUGGAGGUGAUGGCUGGAGAGGAGGAGGAGGAAGAAGAGGAGGAGUAAUGGAGCGACUGUCUGGACUCCCACAGGGAGAGGAGGAGGCAACAAUGAGCAACAAUCUCUCCCACUCAACCUGUUGGACCUGAGCAGGAAACUUACCCACAGAGAAGGUUCUGAUUGGAGGACAGGUGGGGAAUAUUUGCCACACCUGUCCUCACAUGCAGAAGGUUUCGUGUUUGGUUUUUAGUGAGCAGGGCAGCACUUAGGUUUGAAGCACUGAGCAUGUGCAGAGCUGCAGCCAGGUUAGAUUUUUAAUGAGGCUUUGUUGUGUUUCUGUUUUUUUAGUAAUGAGUCGUGAUCUUAACGUUUCAGCCUCCUGAGAUCAUUGGAGUAAAUGGAUGAAGUGAUUUAAUGUCCUGAGCGUUAAAAAUAUCUAACGAUAAAUAAUCAGCGUGGUUCUUUCGCUGCACGUGUUUCUGAUGUCACAUUAUAUAUUUUUAUCGGGCUCAGGAUGUUAAAUCUGUGUGGGUGUGGCUUAUUGAUCCGUGUGGGGAACCAUAUAAGAACUUUGUGGUAAACACUCACUGAAUGUUGAUACUUUUCAAACUGCCCACUUCAGCCUCGCACCACAUUGUGCUAAACCACACCUCCUUCAGACAGGCAGAACACAGGCUCCGCCCUCUCAGCAUACAUGGACUCAUGCCUGUGAUUUCCUGUCUGCUCUGAGAAAUGAUUUCAUGUUUGAUGAUUGCCACACACACACACACACACAGUGGUGGUUUCUUGCUGUUCGACAGGCAGAAACAUGAUGCUCGCUGCCACACAGCAGCUGUGUCACUGCAACACUCUGCCAGUGACGUUUGCUACAAUUAUUCACAGUUUCCUAAAUAAUUUGUGAGAAUACGGCCAGAAAGCCUGGACUGUGUUUCAGCUCUGUUUGACACAAACGUCGACCAAGAGUGCGUUCUAAUCCCCGUCCUUAUAAACACGCUUAUAUUUUAAAGACUCGUGGCAGCUCUAGUUCCUGCAGCUCAACCAUGAGGUCGUGCAUGUGAGACCCACUCCCUGUGGGAGUCCAAGGGAGGGAGAAGAUGAGGCAGUUGAUGGAGAGCAGGAAGGCGGAGAUGAGCCGAAUACUCACAGAGCUGCAGCACAGUGGAGGGCGAACUGUGAAUAAAAGCUGCUGGUGCAUGACAGCUGAAAGCAAGAAGUCAUUUAUCGUGUUGGUGCUGAAGCUGAAGCCAAAAUGAUACUGAUCAAUCAUCCGUGUUAAAGAGGACCUCCUCGGUUUUUCCUGCCACCGACGCGCUGUCAGGGUUUGUGACCAGCAGGCGUGUAAAAACACUUCAGCGUGCUCUGGUUCACAAACCAAUGUCCUUUUUUUCUGCCGCCACACUGAGCUGAUCUCAUCACUCAUUUCAAUACACAGCUGCCCCUCUGCAGGCUUCCAGACGUUAGCCAAUCAGAAGUGCUUUUAAGGAGGGAGGCCUUAAAGAAACAGCAGGUGACAGAGCUGCGCCGCAGCCCAGUGUAAGCUAAAGAAGGAUUAUUAUGAACUGUGAGUCUUGCAGAUCAUACAGAGCUGGGAACGAGUAGAAAAGGUCCACUUUUUCAUACUUAAUUGGAGCUCAGUAAACACUUUGCCCCACAGGAUUUCUGGGUAAUGAAGUCCUUCAGUUGUGUCAUUAGAUGCCUCUGACGUGAGCAGCUCUGUGAGUAAGAGGCUGAGGAUGCCGAUGCGUUCAGCUGGGAAACGCUGAAUCUGUCAGCUCGGCUCUUUUCUUCUGUUUGAGCACUUUUCUUUCUUCUCUAUUUGCGACUUUGACAGCCGGCUUCAACAAAAGACAUCAGGGGGCUCAAAUCGACUCGGCCUUACACUGUGAGCCUCAGAGCCUCGUCACUCUGAACAGCAGCCGGAGUGAUUUUUUUAUCUGCUGACGUCUGUCAUACCGAGGGACAAAACAUGCUGCGAGCUUCGGCGAGCUGAGAGGAUUUUACCUCGGUGUCGACCAAUGAAAGCAACAUUUAGUCCCACAGAUGAGAGAAGAUCGAACCAUAAGUUCAACAGUAAUCUGAUUUUUUACAAUUUAAGAUUUGAGCCUUUUUUCAUGAGCUGCAGAUAUAAUCGUACUUAUCUCACUAUGUCACAAUAAAACAUUUUAUCCUGUAAAUGUUCAUAUUUUUGCCUGAAUGCAGGAUUUUGGACCAGAUGCAUCUCCACGCAUUGUAAGCUCAGCCAAACUGAGAUUAUAUAAAUAUUUCUACAAAUUUGUUGUUUCCAUCUGCAACAGUUGAAGAUCUCUACACUCAUAAAGUAUUCUGAUUAGUAACAUAAUGAAAGAGUCCACAUCAGAGACGCCUUAAAGAUGGAAAUAUCUUUCCGACCUGCCGAGGCUUGAUUGUGCAGCACAGUCCUGACAGCAGCCAGCAGAUAAACGCGCGUGAGCACGCGGCGCCGUCUCCGGCUGAUCUUCGUGCCUCUGCGUCAAAGUCGUGACUUUUGUUGCACAUUCCAGCUGUUUGCUUGUUGGUGAAUCCACUUCUUUAAGCUUUACGGCCUCGUUAAGUUUCAGUCUGAAACCAAAGACGUGUUUUGAAAAGUCACCGGUGUGUUUGUGUGUGAUUUUGUCUCGAUGAUGUUUUGACCUGUUCGUGUGUUUGGUGGUUUGUUUCCAGAAUGUUUUAUUUUUAGAUUAUUUAAUGCACAGAUUUGUUAUUAUUAUCUUUCGAGCAUCUGUCUUCUUAAAGGUGUCGCCUGCACUUAAUGUUGUUCACGGUUAUUAAACCCUCCUCACCUCAGACCAGCAGUGACUUCACUCUUAGGCUGAUUGUUUUUGUAUUAGAUGUAUGUAGAUUAUAUUUCUCUAAUUUUUAUAAAUAUAUAUCAGUUUGAUGAACUGCAGAUGACAUGUAUGAGAACACUACGACUGUAGUUACUCACAGAUACCAAAUAAAUCUUUAUCACAAAA
Molecule: messenger RNA, 8154 nt
Organism: Pundamilia nyererei
Lineage: Eukaryota; Metazoa; Chordata; Actinopteri; Cichliformes; Cichlidae
Gene: mylka
Product: myosin, light chain kinase a
Exons: 35
Coding region: 164-5248 (1694 amino acids)
Biological process (GO): protein phosphorylation
Molecular function (GO): ATP binding; protein kinase activity; protein binding
Source: RefSeq, a predicted model, not a curated record